Messenger RNA from Trematomus bernacchii (emerald rockcod), 2252 nucleotides. RefSeq names its product CHM Rab escort protein (gene chm). The transcript is spliced from 17 exons. Gene Ontology annotation, biological process: intracellular protein transport; small GTPase-mediated signal transduction; vesicle-mediated transport. Lineage: Eukaryota; Metazoa; Chordata; Actinopteri; Perciformes; Nototheniidae. The record is from RefSeq and is a predicted model, not a curated record. Gene Ontology annotation, cellular component: cytoplasm; nucleus; Rab-protein geranylgeranyltransferase complex. The coding region runs from base 12 to 2075 and encodes 687 amino acids. Gene Ontology annotation, molecular function: GDP-dissociation inhibitor activity.
CUGCUAACAACAUGGCCACCGAGGAGCUGCCGUCUGAAUUUGACGUCGUCAUUCUGGGCACAGGUCUGGCUGAGUCGGUGGCGGCUGCAGCGUUCUCCAGAGUCGGACAGAAGGUCCUUCACCUGGACAGGAGGAGUUAUUAUGCAGCUAACUGGGCCAGCUUCACCUUCAACGCCCUGCUCACCUGGAUCCAACAGCAGCAGGAGGAGCCUCAGCCACAGGAGGUCCAGGAUUGGUCGAGCCUGUUGGAGGAGGGGGAGGAGCUAAUCUACCUGUCCCAGUCAAACUCCGCCUCCAUCAGGAACGUGCAGGUGUUCUGCUUCACCAGUGAGGAAGACGAGGAGGAGGCUCCAGACACCACAGAAGAAGAAGACUCUGCAGAUCCUCAGGUAGAGACAGAGGAGGAGGCAGAGGAGGCCUCCCACAAAGAGGGGGAGGAGCCAGAGCCUCCUCAGCCCCUCCCUCCUCCUGCUCAGAACCAAUCAGAGCCAGAGCCUCCUCAGACCCUCCCUCCUCCUUCUCAGAGCCAAUCAGAGCCUCCUCAGACCCUCCCUCCUCCUGCUCAGAGCCAAUCAGAGCCAGAGCCUCCUCAGACCCUUCCUCCUCCUGCUCAAUCAGAGCCAGAGCCUCCUGAGACCCUCCCUCCUCCUGCUCAGAACCAGUCAGAGCCUCCUCAGACCCUCCCUCCUCCUGCUCAGAGCAAAAAGAAGAUCAGCUACGCUCACCUGGUGAGGGAGGGGCGGCGCUUCAACAUCGACCUGGUCUCCAAGCUGAUGUUUUCUCGCGGCUCAUUGGUCGAUCUGCUCAUCAAAUCAAACGUCAGUCGCUAUGCAGAGUUCAAGAACGUCACCAGGAUACUGACCUAUCGGCAGGGGAGGGUGGAGCAGGUGCCCUGCAGCAGAUCUGAUGUAUUUGCCAGUCGUCAGCUGUCUGUGGUUGAAAAGAGGAAGUUGAUGCGUUUCCUCACUUCCUGUGCGGAGGAGACGGAGGAGCAGAGAGCCUACAACGGUCGGCCAUAUUUGGAGUUCCUGUCCGACCAGAAGCUGGGAGACAACCUGCAGCACUUCCUGCUUCACUCCAUCGCCAUGGUGACGGAGGCCACGCCCACCGAGCAGGGAUUGGCCGCCACGCGCCACUUCCUGCGCUGCCUCGGUCGCUACGGCAACACGCCCUUCCUGUUUCCUGUGUAUGGCCUCGGAGAAAUACCACAGUGCUUCUGCCGGAUGUGUGCUGUGUUUGGAGGGAUCUACUGUCUGAGACACUCAGUGAGCUGCCUGCUGCUGGACACACACUCCAACAGGUGUAAGGCGGUGAUUGACAGCCGGGGACAGCGAAUCAGCUGCAGCCAUGUGGUGCUGGAGGAGGGUUUUGUGGGGGCGGAGAGGAAGAGGAGCAGUACCCCCCCCAGGUUCCUCUCCAGAGCAGUGUUGAUAACCGAUGGAUCCAUCCUGCCCACGGACUCAGAGCAGCAGGUCUCCUUGGUUACGGUUCCUCCAGCAGCAGGGGGGCCGGCGGUGAAGAUGGUGGAGCUGAGUCCGUCCACCAUGACCUGCAGCGCAGGGACCUACCUGGUCCACCUCACCUGUCCGUCAGUCGGCUCCGCCCACCAGGACCUGUCGCCCCUGGUUACCAGCAUGUUCCGCACGCCAGAGUCACCUGACCACGACGGCCCCUCUGUCCUCUGGUGUCUCUUCUUCAACAUGGCCGACGGCUCAGGUGUGGAGGCUGAAGGUCACGACCUCCCAGAGAACGUUCACCUGAGCUCAGGACCUGAUUCUGAGCUGGGACACGAGCACGCUGUGAGACAGGCUGAGUCCAUCUUCCAGAAGAUUCUCCCUGAAGAGGAGUUCUGUCCUCCAGCUCCCAACCCCGAGGACAUCAUCUACGACGGAGACACCGGAGACACAGACAGAGACACCGGAGACACAGACGGAGACACUGGAGACACCGUGAACACAGGAGAGACCGUGAACACAGGAGACACCGUGAACACAGGAGACACCGUGAAUACUGACGGAGACAAAACGUCCCCCGGAGAAGAGGAGGAGGAGAGACAAGCAGUAUCUGAGGAGUAAAUAAUUCAGUAAAUACAUGAAGAGAUAUUGAAGUGCACCUACAGUCCUCCCGCAGUGCAUUGUGGGUAACGUUGCCUUCGCUUGUUGUUUUAAAUCUUUAUAUUUUUUUCUAUCAUUUGUUUCUGCUUUGUGUCUUUAUUUAAAUUCUGUGGAAACAUUAAAGAAACUUCACUUUGA